This is a messenger RNA of Lindgomyces ingoldianus, 984 nucleotides long. RefSeq lists its product as uncharacterized. Lineage: Eukaryota; Fungi; Ascomycota; Dothideomycetes; Pleosporales; Lindgomycetaceae. The record is from RefSeq and is a predicted model, not a curated record. The coding region runs from base 1 to 984 and encodes 327 amino acids. The transcript has 9 exons.
AUGGGCUGUCAGCUAGCUGAGCUUGAUGUAAGCAAGGGUGGGCAAGUAACUGUGGUUCAUUGCUAUCGUCCUCCUCGCGUGACUAGCCCACGUGAUAUCAGCCUCAGUGCCGUACAGUAUUCACUGCCUGAUCAAGUCCACAGAAACCAAGCUAAUAGUAACUCUAGGCUCAUCGAACUAUAUAGUGCGCUAGGAUACAAUUUGCCAGACCUACCGUCAUCAACACACAACUCCUUCGUCGCAGUUGUCAAUUGGAGCGGGGUCGGUCACGAAGAGAACGAGAAUCAGAGUAUGAUUGUGUGUGUGGAGAAGUCACUCUUCUCGUUUACCUGUACAAUUGAAACUAUCCCCAAGUUCAUGCUAGAGCAAGCAGUUUCUCCCCAAACGAGGUGGAAAGAGUAUAGUGUAGGGUACCAGAUCGACCCACAAAACGCUCAAUUUGGUCCCCAUCUCAAGGUUCUAUUCUUGGAUUCCGGUAGACUGUGGCAAGUUCUGGGGCAUCUGAUACUACUUGCAGCUAUUGGGGUGGAGAAAUCUAACAAUAUGGAGAUUUACAUCUGUGGCUCGACGCCCGCUGAAUACAUAUACGGCCAACAAAGAUCGUAUUGGAUCGAACAGGCUCUUUGGUUGUUCUGCUAUAUAUUUCCUGGUAACCCAAUAACUCUCUAUGUCUCGCAUGAGCUGAGUAGGGAUCAAAACAAGUACAUGGGUAUAGUAUCGCGUGAGACACGUGCGACACUAUGUACUCAUAAGCAAAGACCAGUCUCAGAAAAGGAAAAGCUAUUGGCAGUGUUAGAGGACUUCCUCCAACGCUAUGGUGAGACUGGUUUGGAGAUUCCAUCCAACGACGAAGUCAUCGAAACUUCACUCAAGUUUGGGCCCUUGGUUCGGCGACGCCUAAUUAUCUCACUGGUCGACCAAUUGCUGGAGAAGACGGCUAGCGCAUAUUUAUCCUGUAUUGUGGGAAGCCAAGCCCAGGGUUAG